AUCUGUGGCCCGGCACUACUUAUCCACACCACAAACAAAUCAGCACAAAAUGCACAACCGAGCUCAAUCAUCACUUGUACACGUGUCACACCUUCCUCAUCUUAAUUUCUUGCAACAACCUCUCGCAUCUCAAUUUCAAUUUCCUUCUUUCCUUUCCGCUCAGCCUUAUAUUACUACUCCCACUUGUUGUUAAAGCAAAAUGAACAAUUGAGAAUAUUAGGUGAAAAUAUGGGAACAAAUUAGUGCUUCCUAAGAAAAAAAUAAAAUAAAAUAAAGGGGGAAUUAAUUCCUUCCCCCAACAUGAAUUGAUUAUAUUAUCCAAAAUCCAAUUCCAGUAUCCGAAUAAUCCUUUUUCUUCAACACGUUUCACUUCCAAUUAGGCAAAAUCACUUAAUGCUUGCUAUUAUGCCACUGGUGAACUUGCAUUUUCGCUUUUGAUUUUCAAACGCUAAUUUCGCACUGCCAGAAUCUGAUUCUUCACCAUCGCCAUGUCUAACGCUAUUUAAUCAGUAGUUAAUCACUGCACGAUGCGAAUUCCUAAGAGGCUCUUCUCAUUUUCUCUCUCUAACUUCUCUCCUCAUCUAGUUGCGCCUCUUUUAUCUUCGCGGAUUUGCUUUGCGUUUGGAACUUGCGGUAAACCUUGUCGUAGCUUCGUCAACAUCGCAUCACCAGGUGCUAGCAAGUUGCAUUCUCAAUAUUCAAUGGAUGAGAACCACGAUGUUGGUAUGCAUGACUCAAAAUCAAUUGGCAGGGGUAGGGAAAAGCAGCCACGUGUAUGGUCAUCUUCUCCUGAACAUGGGUCUAGAACUGAUAUAGGCAAACAGAUAUUUUGUAACCGGUCAUUGAAUAUGAAGAACAUUGUUGCUGUGGGAUUUGACAUGGAUUAUACUCUGGCACAAUACAAGCCUGAAACUUUUGAGUCUCUUGCUUAUCAAGGCACAAUUAAAAAGCUGGUUUAUGAUUUGGGAUAUCCUAGCGAGUUACUAAAUUGGUCUUUUAACUGGAAGUACAUGGUCAGGGGCUUGGUUCUUGACAAAAAAAGAGGAAAUAUAUUGAAGAUGGAUCGGCACAAAUAUGUGAAAGUAGCCUAUCAUGGAUUUAAAGAAUUGUCAAAAGAAGAUAAAGUUGGGACCUAUGGGAAUACUUUAGUACGCGAUUCAUUUGACGAGCCAGACUAUGCUCUAAUUGAUACACUUUUUUCUCUUGCGGAAGCUUACUUGUUUGCUCAACUGGUUGAUUUUAAGGAUUCUAAUCCUGGAAAUAUUCGAGAGGGCGUUGAUUAUGCUCGCAUGUAUAAAGAUGUUCGAGCUGCUGUUGAUUUGUGCCACCGUGAUGGGACGUUGAAGCAAAUGGUUGCUAAAGAUCCUGGAAGGUAUAUCAAUGAAGACACCAUGAUAGUGCCCAUGCUUGAAAUGCUUAGAGAAUCUGGACGUGCAACAUUUUUAGUGACAAAUAGUUUAUGGGACUAUACAAAUACUGUCAUGAAUUUCCUCUGUGGAUCCAGAAUUGUAGAUGGCAGUAACAAUUUUGAAUGGCUUCAAUACUUUGAUGUGGUUAUCACUGGCAGUGCAAAGCCAGGAUUUUUUCACGAGGAAAAUCGUGCCAACCUAUUUGAGGUUGUGCCUGAGACUGGAAUGCUUCUCAAUACAGAUAAUGGCUCUCCGAUGCCUCAGGUGGGGAACAUCUCGGCGAGAAUAUUCACAGAAGCAAAAAAUCAUGCUUGCCAAGCUUUCCAGGGAGGCAAUGUCGCUCAUCUGCAUAAGCUGCUUUCCAUUGAAUCAAGUUCACAGGUUAUGUAUGUUGGGGAUCACAUUUAUGGAGACAUACUACGUAGCAAAAAGGUUCUUGGAUGGAGGACAAUGCUUGUAAUCCCAGAGCUGGAGAAGGAAGUUAAACUCCUCUGGGAAUCAAGGGACACCCAAAAGGAGCUUCAGUUCUUGAGGAGUGAGCGUGAUCGCAUUGAGGAUGAAGUACAUCAUUUGAAGUGGUCUCUCAGAUUCAAGAACCCAGAUGCUGUUGCCAAGCAAAAGUUGUGUUCAGCACUUGAUAAAUUGGAGCUUGAAAGAGAGAGAAUGCGAUUAAUUCAUCAAGAAGCUCAAAGAAAAUUACAUCUAGGGUUUCACGAACCAUGGGGACAGCUUAUGAAAACUGGUUAUCAGAAUUCUCGCUUUGCUCAUCAGGUUGAGAGAUUUGCCUGCCUUUAUACUAGCCAAGUAUCUAACCUGGCGUUGCACUCUCCAGACAAGUAUUACAGACCCAGUGAAGAUUUUAUGCAGCAUGAAUUUGGUAUUCUCGGUUCUGCGCCACGAGAAACGUAAGUUUAGGAAUUUGGGGAUGCGUACCGUUGGGUUUGGAAAGUUGCAUUCUGAUCUGUUGUGCGUUUCGGGCUCUCAUCUCCCUUCUCAAGCUCAUUUUAGUAUUCUACAAGCGGAAAAAAGAUGCUAGAUUUAUCAUCAAAUGUUGUAUAGUUCGGUCCUCCCCUAAUGUGGAGGGUGCUAGUGUGCAGUAGCAAUUACAGAAAUUGAGUGCCAUUCAAAAAAAAAAUUACAGAAAUUGAGUGUCUUCGUUUAAUAUACUUGCAGAUGUCCAGUUACUUUGCAAAGUGUAAAUAAGUUUUCAUUGAUAUUCACUAUUUUUUUGAUGCAUCA
Molecule: messenger RNA, 2648 nt
Organism: Lathyrus oleraceus (garden pea)
Lineage: Eukaryota; Viridiplantae; Streptophyta; Magnoliopsida; Fabales; Fabaceae
Exons: 17
Coding region: 528-2318 (596 amino acids)
Molecular function (GO): 5'-nucleotidase activity
Source: RefSeq, a predicted model, not a curated record